GCAGCAUGAUGCAGAUCACCAAGGCACUCCAAGCGACCGCGGACUGGAUCUGAUCGACUCCCUGCCGACACACGACCAAGCCGAGCCGCACAAGCCGCACGAGCCGCCCAUAGCCCCUGCGACAUCUGUCUCCGAGCCUCGCCGCCGCUGCCCACAUCCCGCGCAUACGCAUCCCUCGUCCGGCCCAACAGCAGCCAUGCGCUUCCUCGUCUGGAAGAACCAAAAGGUCAAGCAGCUCUUCGAUCCCAAGAAGCAGCUGAUCCGCAUGUCAUGGGACAAGUACAACCUCUACAACCUUGCCCAGCGCACCAACCGCACCGACAUCUCGCGAGGAUCCGUCUACCAGCAGCGCUUCACCUGCAAGCGCGAGGUGCGAUCGUAUCACGGCAACGAGAUCUGCGAGCGGCAAUUCCUCGAUCGGCACUUCAACACAAAGCUGCCCACCCAGCUGCUGACUCGCAAGGAGCGGGAACAGACCCCGCCCAUCCAGGCGCUCAUGUUUGCCGAGCUCGAGAGGAGACUCGACGUUGUCAUCUUCAGGAGCCACUUUGCAUCAAGUGACCUGCAGGCCCGAUCGCACGUCGUCCGAGGCCACGUCAAGGUGAACGGCGUCAAGUGCAUUCAUCCGUCGCGCCGGCUCGAGGAUGGCGACAUCGUCACUGUCUCUCCCUCCGUCGUGCCCACCCUCAAGGCAACCAACCCCGAGCAGCCCAACGAGCGCUCCUUUGCGCCCGUGCCCUUCAUGGGACCCUUCAUGUUCAUCCCCGAGUACCUCGAGGUCGACUACAACACCUGCUCGACAGUCUUCCUCCGAUCGCCGCUGCCACAACCCAACGCCGUCGAGAUCCCGUCACCGCACCCUCCCCAGCUGCACCAGCUCGCCUUUGAGUGGUAUGCCCGCCGAUACCGUGCCAAGACCCGGGUUGCCGUCAAGGCUCCCCUGGUCAUCAACGGAAAGACUGUCCGCUUGAAGCCCAAGUUUGACCGCAUCAUCCGACGGGAGCAGCAGCUGGAGGCCCAGAAGCGCGCCAGCCUCUCCGUUGCCCGUCGAUCGGAGGAUCACUGGCAGUCGCAACAUGCCAAGCCAAAAUCGACCCGAGCAAACCAACAGGCCAAUGCGACUGAAACCAAGUCGCCAGCAGCCGAGACCUCUGCCGAGCGCUAUUAGUAAUAUAGUCGACACAGUUCUGUCAUUCCA
Messenger RNA from Polychytrium aggregatum, 1198 nucleotides. RefSeq lists its product as uncharacterized. NCBI's taxonomy places the organism in Eukaryota, Fungi, Chytridiomycota, Chytridiomycetes, Polychytriales. The transcript is spliced from 2 exons. Bases 197 to 1168 code for a protein of 323 amino acids. The record is from RefSeq and is a predicted model, not a curated record. Gene Ontology annotation, biological process: positive regulation of translational fidelity. Gene Ontology annotation, cellular component: mitochondrial small ribosomal subunit. Gene Ontology annotation, molecular function: structural constituent of ribosome; rRNA binding.